This is a messenger RNA of Jaculus jaculus (lesser Egyptian jerboa), 1736 nucleotides long. It is a transcript of the gene Dalrd3, whose product is annotated as DALR anticodon binding domain containing 3. The coding region runs from base 16 to 1638 and encodes 540 amino acids. Gene Ontology annotation, biological process: arginyl-tRNA aminoacylation; tRNA C3-cytosine methylation. Gene Ontology annotation, molecular function: tRNA binding; ATP binding; arginine-tRNA ligase activity. The record is from RefSeq and is a predicted model, not a curated record. The transcript has 12 exons. NCBI's taxonomy places the organism in Eukaryota, Metazoa, Chordata, Mammalia, Rodentia, Dipodidae.
UCUCUCCCAGUCGCCAUGGCGACCGGGCGCCUUGGGGUGGGAGAGACACUAGGGGCUCUUAACGCGGCCGUAGGGCCCGGCGGCCCCGUGUGGUUCAAGGAGACGCACGCCCGGCACCUGCGCGUCCGUGACUUCCUGGCGCCGCAGCGCGCUUUACGGGCGCGCUUCGGGGACGGACAGGUGCCCGAGCGCGUGCUCCAGGCUGUCGCCUGCCUGCAGGGCCCGGGUGUGGCCCCGGUGCUGCGCUGCGCGCCCACACCCGCGGGCUUGUCGCUGCAGCUGCACAGGCCCGCAGUGUUCGAGCGCGUCCUCGGCGCCGUGGCCGCCUACGUCACGCCCGCCAAGCCUGCGUCCCCGAGCCCGCCGGUCGUCCUCCACUGCCCGGCGCUGAGCCGCAGCCCCGGCGCGCUCGGCCUGAGCCGGCUGCGCGCUGUGCUCGUCGCCGAUCACCUCGCGCGGGCGCUGCGCGCUCACGGGGUAUGUGUGCGUCUAGUGCCCCCUGUGCGGGAUCCGCACAUGUCAGCCUUCCUGCAGAAACUUCGAGUGGACUGGCCCACUGCCUUGGAGAGAGCCUCGCCGGAAGCCCUCAAGAACCGUGUGCUAGCAGAGUUUUCCUCUGCUCCGAACGGGGAGACGCUGCCCCCUGGCGUCCUGGGCAGGCUGUGCCUGAAGGAACUGGUAGAACAGGGCCGAGGGGCUGGCUAUGACCCCAAUGUGGACCACUGUGUGGUGACUGAGGAUCUGCUGUCGGUGCUGGCUGACCUGCAGGAGGCAGUACGCCAGAGGCCCGAGGACAGCCACUCAAGCCUGGUUUGGGCCCCAGAUGAUGGUUCACACGGCUACAAAGUAGUACAUGUAGUGAGCUGUGAGGAGGAGUUCCAACAACAAAAGUUGGACCUGCUCUGGCGGAAGUUGGAUGACCAGGCUCCUCUCGGACAGAAGCACCUAGUGUGUGGUCCAGUGAAAGUGGCUGAUGUACCUGGCCCUCUGAUGACAGCCCCUGAGUUCUAUGAGCUCCGGCAUGUCCAGGUGUGCGAGACCUCGGCACUGAAGCACGGUGGGGACCUGGCACAAGACCCAGCCUGGAUGGAGACUUUGGGGAUCCUCUCUGUGGCCACCAUCAAGUUUGAGAUGCUAAGCACAGCUCCACAGUGUCCGCUCCUCCUGACCAACAGCAGCAUCUCCACAAAGGGCACAAAGAGUGGAACUUUUGUCAUGUAUAAUUGUGCCCGCCUUGCUACACUCUUUGAGAGUUAUGAGCGAAGUAUGGAACAAGGACUGUACCCUCCUUUUCCACCAGUGAGUAGUCUGGACUUCUCACUGCUACGAGAUGAGGGCGAGUGGCUGCUGCUGUUCAACAGUGUCCUUCCCUUCCUGGACCUGCUGAGCCAGACCGUGAGCCUGGCCAGCACAGCCCCAGGGCUGCACGUGCCUGCUCGCACGGAGAUGGUGUGCAAGUUCCUAGUGCAACUCAGCAUGGAUUUCAGCUCCUACUAUAACCGGAUACACGUGCUAGGGGAGCCUCGGCCACACCUCUUUGGUCAGAUGUUUGCCCGCCUGCAGCUUCUAAGGGCCAUUCGUGAGGUGUUCCACACAGGCCUGGCUAUGCUGGGUCUCCCUCCACUGAGCCACAUCUAAGGGCCUGAUAGCAGGGAAUGUUUACAAAAUCAACUGGAAAAAACAAACCCCACAGAUGUUAGGAGUUUGGAACCAAAAUAAAUUGCUUCUGUUACAAA